Messenger RNA from Pseudoliparis swirei, 1011 nucleotides. RefSeq names its product charged multivesicular body protein 6-like. Gene Ontology annotation, cellular component: ESCRT III complex; multivesicular body. The record is from RefSeq and is a predicted model, not a curated record. Gene Ontology annotation, biological process: vesicle budding from membrane; late endosome to vacuole transport via multivesicular body sorting pathway. The transcript is spliced from 8 exons. Bases 141 to 764 code for a protein of 207 amino acids. NCBI's taxonomy places the organism in Eukaryota, Metazoa, Chordata, Actinopteri, Perciformes, Liparidae.
ACGGACACCGUGUGGACAUGGUGGAAGUCGGUUAGCCUGCUAGCCGCUUUCGGGCUGUUUAUUAUCAUGAUACAAUGUUCCAUAACAUGUAAUAACGUGUCUGUUGAUGAAGGAGGAGGUGGAGGGGAUGUGGCUCAAUAAUGGGAAACGUUUUUGGGAGAAAAAGUCGACCUACGCGUGUAACGGAACAAGACAAAGCCAUCUUGCAAUUAAAGCAGCAGAGAGAUAAGCUGAAGCAGUACCAGAAGAGAGUCACCCUCCAGCUGGAGACAGAGCGACUUCUGGCAAAGCAGUUGCUAAAUGAUGGAAAGAAAGAAAAGGCGCUGCUGCUUCUUAAGAAAAAGCGAUAUCAAGAUCAGCUACUAGACAAGACUGAAAAUCAGAUAUCAAACCUAGAGAGGAUGGUUCAAGAUAUUGAGUUCAUGCAAAUUGAGGCGAGAUUCAUCGAGGGACUUCAGGUUGGCAAUGAUUGUCUGAAGAGUAUGCACGAGAUCAUGUCAAUCGAAGAUGUGGAGAGAAUCCUGGAUGAGACCCAGGAAUCAAUUGAAUAUCAAAGGCAAAUAGAUGAAAUGCUGGCUGGCGCCUUGACGCAGGAGGACGAGGAGGCGGUUCUAGCAGAGCUGGAAGCCAUCACUCAGGGAGAAGAUGUAGCACUUCCAGACAUCCCAACUGAGCCCGUACCAGAUGUCCCGGAGGCAGCUAACACUGAACCAGAGCGGAGAGUCGCAAAGGACACGCCAGACAGAGAAAUGUUAUCAGCCUAGAACAGAAUCAAUUUGUGAUGAAGAGGAGGCUGUCUUUGUACAGAUGGGCACUCUGUUUAUUUCACUAGGUGGGACCUGCACACAUCGGUGCUCACCUGAAGUAUCUACAUAAUGGACUUGUGUUCGCAAAGCCAUGUCACAUUGUAACUCUUAUGGUAAUAGGUUUACAGAAAGAACGGACAUUUGUAGAUGUUUUACACAUUCAUGUCAGUUGUUUUCCAUAUUAAAUUGAGCUAUGACCACAGUA